UCUCAUGUUCCAUCAGUCCUGCACGCCGGACAUGCCAAGGCUCCGAUGCUUUCAGCCACCGCAUUGGCCUCCUCCUCUUGGUGCACGAUUCCUCGCUUCGUUUCGCUGUGAAAGUGCCCCUAGUUGGGCACUGACGCUCGUUUGGAGAGGAAGUUCAGGGAGUCCUUGCAGUGGAGAAGAGCUUCUGACUUGAAAGCUGUGCAUGGCGUUUGCAACACCUGUGCAGACUGUGAUCGGUUGCAGUGCGCGUCAUGGGCAUCGAGGUGCAGAGACCACCUUUGGAAGCAUGGUACAUGAAUGAUUCAGAGGAAGACCAACGACUGCCUCACCACCGCAACCCACCUGAAUAUGUGACUCUGGAAAAGCUUGCCGCCCUCGGUGUGAUACACUGGGUGCUUGAUGCUGAUAACCAUGAAACUGAUCCUGAAUUGAGCAUAAUCCGCAAAGAUAGAGGAUACAACUAUACGGACGUUAUUACCGUGUGUCCUGAAAUGCUUCCCAGUUAUGAGGCGAAAAUCAAGAGUUUCUACGAGGAGCACAUCCACAUGGACGAGGAGAUCCGUUACUGCUUGGACGGCAGUGGUUACUUCGACGUCCGGGACCCAGAAGACCAUUGGAUCCGGAUCUGGGUGCGGAAGGGAGACAUGAUAGUGCUACCUGCGGGGUGCUACCAUCGUUUCACGCUGGAUGAGCACAAUUACAUAAUGGCGAUGAGGCUAUUUGUCGGUGAGCCUAUCUGGACCCCAUACAACCGACCACAAGACGAGCAUCCCGUGAGGAAGGGUUACGUCCACCAAUUUCUCCAGCCAGAGUUACUGGACGUGGACAUGUCAAUCUCAGCGUAGUAAAGGGUCGAUUCGACCUCUUCAGUGUCAUGCCGGUCGUCCGUUUAGUUGUCGCAUAUUCAAGUUUGAACUUCAGAACUCUGCAGGGAUGUUUGUAGAUGUGCACAUGCUACAAAUCCAUACAACUCUUCUCCAUUUCUGAAACUUUUCCAACGGAGUCUGGAUAGAAAGACCUGCAAUGGUUGGCUCAAGCUUCAGUUGUUGCUGAACUAGUUUCAGGGAACAUGGAUUGGGAGGAUUCAUUCUGGUAAAAAGAGUAACUGGGUCACUGGCAUGGGUGACCGAAUUCUCAAGCUAAUCCAAGGGACCACCAGUGCUCCCCUAACAUCCUGCAAGGGCAUGCACGAUUCCAGUUUCGUGUACAAAUUCUGGGGUUCUGUAUCAGUCCACCAACAACGUGUUGAUCUUUGCACAUUGAGAUUUUUGCACUAGUUUCUGUAAUGUGUGAGUUGUGUUUGGGUUA
Messenger RNA from Physcomitrium patens, 1308 nucleotides. Its product is annotated as acireductone dioxygenase 2. Lineage: Eukaryota; Viridiplantae; Streptophyta; Bryopsida; Funariales; Funariaceae. The record is from RefSeq and is a predicted model, not a curated record. Gene Ontology annotation, molecular function: acireductone dioxygenase [iron(II)-requiring] activity.